AUGGCCCCGAGGAAUGAGGACUCACGCCCUCCACCACUGCCGCGCCUAUACUCGAGACAGUCCCACGUUUCCAAGCGGUCCUUUCUCUCCCACUCGUCUUCCUUCGAGGCCGAUGACGAGCGCUCGGCCACCAUUUCUGCUACGUCCGAUGAUAUAGACCGCGACUCCGAUAUGGAGCCCAAUCACAGCACCGACCCUCCCACGCCACCCGUCCGCUAUGCCGGAGAGGACACCAGGCAGACGAGCCCAAAGGAGCUGAGGGGAUGGUAUAUGUAUGCCUUCGCGGCUGAGACCUACGUCAUUUGUGCAAUCGGCUCGUUCAUCCCCAUCCUCCUGGAGAGUCUUGCACGGGAGAAUGGCGUCCUGCUCAAAAAUGGACAGCCAUGCGGUCCCAGCAAUGAGAAGAGUGGCAAGGAAAGCCACCAAUGCGUGGUCCACGUUCUCGGCCUUGAGAUCAACACCGCUAGCUUCGCCAUGUACACGUUCAGCGUCAGCGUCCUGGUGCAGGCACUGCUUGUCGUGAGCAUUAGCUCGUUCGCGGACCACGGCCAGUAUCGCAAGAAGCUUCUCCUGGCCUUUGCCUGGACCGGCAGCUUCUCCGUCAUGCUCUACAUCUUCGUCACAAAAGCUACCUACAUUUUCGGCGCGUUCUUGGCCAUAAUAAGCAACGUUUCCUUUGGAGCCUCAUUUGUUCUGCUCAAUAGCUUUCUUCCUCUGCUCGUUCGUUAUCACCCGAAGGUACUGUACGCAGAGGGUACAUCGACUCCUGACCUCGGCGGGCCAAACGGCGAAUCGCAGCAGCUGGAGAACUCUCAAGAUGAUGAGGAGACCGAGACCUUCCGUGAUAGUAGCUCGAGCACUGCGCUGUUGGUUGACGAAGGUCAGCACAGGCUGCGCAAGACUCUGACCCAUGAAGACCAGACAUCGGUGGAGCUCGCACUGUCAACAGAGAUAUCUGCCAAGGGGAUAGGGAUAGGCUACGCGGCCGGCCUGUUCCUGCAAUGUGUCUCCAUUCUUAUCCUCAUCGAGAUGAGAAGCUCAACCUGGUCCCUACGCGUUGUCCUAUUCGUGAUCGGAUCCUGGUGGGCCAUCUUCACUAUACCCGCUGCGUUUUGGCUGAGGCCCAGGCCGGGACCACCACUGCCGGCACAAAAGAGCCGCAAGGGCGUCAGGGCAUUCUUUGCGUACGCGUUCUACGCGUGGAAAUCUCUCUUCAAGACCGUGCAGCUGGCACGGCGGCUGCUGGACAUCAUGCUGUUCCUCGCAGCGUGGUUCCUCCUCUCGGACGCCAUCGCCACCACGUCGUCGACCGCGAUCCUGUUCGCCAAGACGACGCUGAACAUGGAGCCGUGGGCACUGGGCCUCAUCGGCGUCAUCUCCACGAUGUUCGGCAUCGCGGGGGCCCUCUCGUGGUCUUGGAUCUCGCGGCGGUACAGCCUGAAGCCGCACCAGACGCUGCUGAGCUGCAUCGCGCUGUUCGAGCUGAUCCCGCUGUACGGGCUGCUGGGCUACCUGCCGUUCGUGCGGGGCUGGGGCGUGCUGGGGCUGCAGCAGGCGUGGGAGAUGUUCCCGCUGGCCGGCGUGUACGGCUUCGUGCUGGGCGGCCUCAGCAGCUACUGCCGCGCGCUGUACGGGGAGCUGAUCCCGCCCGGGUCCGAGGCGGCCUUCUACGCCCUCUACGCCAUCACGGACAAGGGCUCGAGCGUCUUCGGCCCCUUCAUCGUCGCCUCCAUCAUCGACGCCACCGGCGAGAUCCGCCCCGCCUUCUGGUUCCUCGCCUGCCUCGUCGGCCUGCCCGCCCCGCUCAUCUACUUCGUCAACGCCGAGCGCGGCAAGCUCGAGGCCGAGCGGCUGGCCGCCGUCAUCGAGGGCUACAAGGCCGGCCAGGGGGAUUCGGGCGACGAACGGGGGCGCGGGAGCGGCGAGGGCCAGGCGAUGCUGGCCCAGCAUCAUGAUGAUGAUGAUGAUGAUGAUGAUGUUGAACACCGCGGGGAUUGA
Diaporthe amygdali is the source of this 1998-nucleotide messenger RNA. Its product is annotated as autophagy-like protein 22. The transcript is spliced from 4 exons. Bases 1 to 1998 code for a protein of 665 amino acids. The record is from RefSeq and is a predicted model, not a curated record. Gene Ontology annotation, biological process: amino acid transmembrane export from vacuole. NCBI's taxonomy places the organism in Eukaryota, Fungi, Ascomycota, Sordariomycetes, Diaporthales, Diaporthaceae.